AUGUAAAACCAUAGAGAUGUAUAGUAUAUAUCUCUAUGUGUAAAACGAGAAAAAUUAAGAAACUACCAGUCAUCCCCCCCCCCCCCCCCGUUAUUUUCAGAGCCACGCCCACCACCACCAGGCACCUUGCAUGAUUGACAGCUAAACUGACUCGUACGUGUCGUGUAGUAAAACUUAGAAAACACAAAUUUAAAGAUGGAAGGUGAAAGGACCGGACUCUUUCCGUGGCUCGUGAUGCUUCUUCUCCCGGAAGAUUGUUACAUCACAUUCUUUGAAAACUUCGACUUCCUAGAUGUUCCCUGCCUAAAAAUCGCCUUGAGCAAAGUAUUAGGAUUAGGCAUCAUUGCUGGAUCUCUUAUGGUGAAACUACCACAGAUUGGUAAGAUUUUGGCUUCUAAAAGUGGAGAAGGCUUGAAUGUAAUUUCUGUUAUACUAGAGCUUGGAGCGAUAUCGUCAUCAUGGGCAUAUUCCUUUGCAAAUGGUUAUCCUUUUUCAGCAUGGGGUGAAGCCCUGUUUCUAGCUGUACAGACCGUCACUAUAGGAUUUUUGUGCAUGUUUUAUAAUGGAAACCAGGCCGGAGCUAUGUCCUUCUUGCUCUCAUAUCUUGGUAUCAUGUACGUCCUUCUGUCGGGACUGGCUCCCAUGAGCACCAUCGCCAUGCUACAAGCCACCAACAUGCCUGUCGUCAUUGUUAGUAAGUUAAUACAGGCUUAUACAAACUUCAGCAACGGCCACACCGGUCAGCUCUCGGCAGUGACCGUCUUCAUGCUGACCGCCGGUAGCCUGGCCCGAAUCUUCACCAGCAUACAGGAGACCAACGACCCCAUGCUGGUCUGGACCUACAUCGUCGCGUCGUCCUGCAAUGCCAUGAUAGCCUCCCAGCUGGUCUGGUAUUGGGGCGCUACCAAGGAAUACCUCAGCAGACAACAGUCGAAGAAAGCAGAGUAGUUACUUAGAUAGCUCAACAGGCAGAAAAAAAAUCCACAGGGGCAAAGGGAAAUACUCAUUGAAAUGUGCAAAAUAGUUGUUAUUUGGUGCCGUGAUCAUCGCUACUUUCCAAUAGAAAGGAUAGCAGGUUUGUUGAUUGCCUUUGAGCUGAGUUGGUUUUGGGAUGCCAACCAAGGAAUACCUCAGUAGAGAAUAAUUGAAAAAAGCAGAAUGAUACAAAUGAAUACACCCCAAAAAUGUCCAAAAUAUGUAAUUUUGGUGUCAAAAUCCCGAAAUGGCAAAAGGGUGAGUUACAUCCUUCUGCUUGUUGGGGGGUAAGAGGGGGAGGGGGGGGGGGGCAAAUGAAUACACCCAAAACUGUCAAAAAUAUGUAAUUUUGGUGUCAACAUCCCAAAAUGGCCAACAGGUGAGUUACAUCCUUCUGCUUGAUAAACAUGUGAAUUCACAUGAUAAUAUCAAAGCACACUUGAAACGUUUCUAUUUGCAAAUUAUGCAAAUGAGAGGUAUGUUCUUGCCAAUCUUUGGAAAUUACUUUUAAAGAGCAAAUCUUAAGAAAGGGUGUUUUUGUGAAAUUUUUAGCACAAAGGAAUUUAGAAAGGAGCUUUAACUUUGACAAGGUUCCAUAAACUCUGAUCGUUUUUUUUUUCAUGUUUGAAUACAGUCAUCAUUGUGAUUAAUCACUAAAAUUUAUGUUACAAAGCCAUGUUCUAGCUAUUGGUUCAAUACCAAUUUAAUAUUUUUCUUCACGGUUAUGACACAUUUAUAUGGGAAAUACUGCCAUUUUCUUGGGGGUAAAAUCAUCACCUUUUUUCAAUACAAUGGACAAUAGGUAUGCUGUAGCAGUAUUGUCUAACCAAAACUCAAUGGAUAGGUCUCUGGACUUUGAACCACAAGGUUCAUGGUUCAAAUCCCACUGCAGAACUCCUGUCCUUCAAUAAGGCAUUUAAUCGACAUUUGCCACUCUCCACCCAGGUGUAGUAAAUGGGUACAUGGUAGGAGGAGAUUCCUUGAAUGCUUGGGCUUAUCAGGGUAGCCUUGCUUAAGCAGGGAUAAUAGUAUGCAGCACUUAGAAAUUUUGUAUUUGUUGCACAUAGUUAUUGAAUUUAACAUGCAUAGUUAUAAUUUCACAUUCCAUGAUACAGGCUAUGUGUCAGAGAUUAGACAAGAGAGAGAUGUUAAACUAGAGGUUUUUCCCAACAAGUGGUAUCUCUUCUGGCAGGGAGGAGGGGGGGGGGGUCACAAUAAAUAUUUGUUGCUUCAAAGUUGAAGCAUUGUCAAUCACAUAAGUAACCCUGUCAAAAACUAAAGAUUGGCCACUUCCAUUUUUUUACCUAAAAACUUUCUCCAGGGUAAUCGUGCGACAGGAAGGCUACUUAAGAGAAUGGUGCUUGACCAAUAGGAUUAUUUCCCAAUAUGCUUAAUAUUUAUAGAGUGGGUAAUUUCAAAUUUUGUGUUAGUGUUGUGUUAGUGCUGUGCUAGUAUUGAGUAUGUGAAUUAGGUUGCCCUAUCUUGGUCAACACCAAAGUGGGUUUACAGAAAUGAUAUUGAAGACAUUGUUAUUGGCUCAACACCUAAUGAUGUCGGUCCUAGCACCAGCUACAUUUUGGUUUUGGGGCUCUGGAUGGUGCAGAAAUAAGCCCAACACAAACGCCAUUGGUUAACACCAAACUUGAAAUCACCCAUAGUAGAUCAGACUUUAAUGCAGUAAAUAGCAAUGUGUAUGUUCUGCUAUUCUUUUUUAAGAUGCCAUGGAGAAUUUGGUAGUAUUUUUUAUACUGAAGAUUGCAUAUUCUCAAUAAAAUGAUUAUAAGUAUUUGUUUUUUUUAGAAACUAUAAUAUAUGAAAUCACUUUCAACUUGAGUUGCCAAAGAAUGAAUCCAUUAAUGAUUUGUGGCAGAUUUAUAGUGAACUAAAUUUGAAUAUACUUAUCACCCCACUGUCUUGCUCGGCGAUUGCCAAACCUUUAUUUAAAAGAUUUACGACGUGCAUCCCGUAAAUCAUGGGAAAUGAUAACAAAUUGUUUUUAAUUUGAAAAAAAUUAAAACCUUUUUACAGCAAGCCUUUAUGUUAACUAUUUGACCUUUUUUCAAACCCUAAUUUAAAUAAAAGUUUUAAAAAUUGGAGUUGGAUUGCAUUUAGUGGAUAUGCAACAUUUUAAAAAAGGUGACUGUUACCAAAAAGUUUUAUAAACUUUAUAUAGACUUUUGCAUAUUGCAUUCCAAAUUUUGAUCAACAGAUCUAUGAUGGUUGCAUUAGUAUGCAUUAAGAUGAUGAGAUUGCAUUUAGGAAUAUUUUUGUCUUACAUAAUCGUUCCUUUCUUAUACUAUAUUGCAUAUUGUUUAAUGAAUUAUUAAUGUACCAUUAAUAUUGCUGUGUAUUUUUUUUUUUCAAUCGUCAAAGCUCCUCUUUAAUGUUGAAUUGAGCUUUCUGUCUUGUGCAAAUUUGUCAUCUCUUCGUUUUGAUAUUUCUUGGGGUUGUUUGAUUUGUUGUAAAAAUGCUUUUAUUUUCUGUUCUUGUUAUAAACACUGUUGAUUAUAUUAAUUUUGGGUCCGUAUCAUGCUUGUGACAAAUGCUUUAUGAUUUGUUCUUUGGUGUAUUGAUUCAUUGUAAUGAUGCUGUGUUACUUUCUUUUACAUGUCAAAAGCUACAAAUCAUAUUUUCAUUGAUGAGUGGAAUUUUCUAUUUCUUUUACUUUAUGUAUCAAUUUGUUCUCACUUGAUCUUUGUAACAUGUUGACGUUUUUAAUUACAAUUUUAAAUCUGGUUAGUUUAGUGCAAACAAUUGAGCAGGGAUGUAGACUUAGAGGAGCAGUAUAUCAUGGGGGAGGGGGGGGGGUAAUGAUUCCCCCCCCCCCCAUGCUGCUAUGUAUCGUCUGCUACCACUCACCUGGGGCCCGUCUUACAAAGAGUUAUGAUUGAACCGAUCAACCUCAAGUAUGCGGAAAUCCAUCAAUGACAUAAUUUUUUUUCUUUUGGAAAUUUGCACAAUGUCCUUUGAAAACAAAGAGAAGAAUACUGAAUUGUUAAGAAAAUAGUUAAUAUACAUUAUAUAUAGAAAAUAUUUUGAACAAACGUGUAUUUUAGAUGUUGAUGUUGCUGGCUUUCCAUAGUUAUGGUUGAUUGGAUCAAUCGUAACUCUUUGUAAGGCGGGGGCCCUGGUAUUGAGCAAAUGUCAAAUGAGCUUCCUUGAUUAAAAUUUAAAGCAUUACUCUUAUUUUAUCUGCAACUUUGCAUCGUGCCUGAAGAGAGAAGACAGUUACAUUUUCUAAUGAUUCCAAAUUAUGGCAACAUGAAUUGUUUUCAUUUGAAUAAAAUAUCUUGGUGCCCGUUACUCAGUUUUAAAAGCAUACCAAUGAAAAACAUUGCACCCCCUGAAAUGAAUGCAAUACAAAAAAAUCUUUGUUGGUAUAAGCUGCACGAUUCUAUAUCAAUUCCAGACCCUAGUCAUGGACUAUAUAUAUUAGGCUUAGAGUCUUGGUUCAAUUUUUCAUUGGAAUAACAGGGUAAUCAUCACUUAAACUAUUGAACUCAACCAAUAUAACUAUUGUAUAGUUGUGAUUAAAUAAAAAUUCAUAAUCCUUUUUGCGAUUGUAAUGCCUCAAUCCCCCUCCCAUUAAGAGCUAGGAUUGAUCACAUUAAUCAUCCCUUAUGAAUUAAUCUCCAUUUGUAACUAUUAAAUAUACAUUUUUUAACUAUUCAAUAUACAAAGAUAGCGAUCUUAAUCAACUCAAAUGCUGUACUGGUGUUAUAUUGAUAGAGUAAUGUUUAACUCUUGAAAAUGGCACCUUGUAAAACUUCUUGCGAUUCUCUAUGACUCUCACAUGAUGUCCGGCUUGAAAUAAAAACAAUAAUUCUGUAAUUUAAAAUUCCAAGCACUUGUUGAUAUGAUAUAAAUGUAUCUAACAUUCAAUAGUUUUUCAUAUUUCAUCCUUAUACCUGGUGUGAUUGAGAAGGAGGAAGGUAAUAUAGAUCCUAUACGUUUGAUAAGCUUGAAAAAAAAUCAUCAUUUUACUUUAGAUUUGUGGAAUUAAAUUACUUCAUUAAUUUUGGUGUAUUUAUGAGGUGUCUUUGUGUGAAAAUAAAUGAUAUAUUGAUUGACUUUUAUCUAUUGCCUGUCGUGAAUAAAUUGUAUUCUGAAUGACCAUGAAAAAACUGAAUUUUAAUUUAA
Molecule: messenger RNA, 5115 nt
Organism: Lytechinus pictus (painted urchin)
Lineage: Eukaryota; Metazoa; Echinodermata; Echinoidea; Temnopleuroida; Toxopneustidae
Product: mannose-P-dolichol utilization defect 1 protein-like
Exons: 5
Coding region: 196-948 (250 amino acids)
Biological process (GO): oligosaccharide biosynthetic process
Source: RefSeq, a predicted model, not a curated record